AUGUUUCCGACUCUGAGAGCAGAGCGAGCAGGCAGACUGCCAGCAUUCAUGCUGCAGGAAUUCGAGAAACAUGGCCACACCUAUACACAACGAGUCACCGGCCAGCUAGUGGUCUUGACCAGAUCACCAGCCAACGUACAAACCAUCUGCAAAACCCGCUUCAAAGAUUAUGAGAUCGGAUCGGAUCGUGCCGGAAACUUUCGCGCCCUCAUCGGCCACGGUAUUCUGGCCUUGGACGGUCGGGAGUGGACUAGAUCUCGUGCCAUGUUGAGACCACAUUUCACGAGAAACUUUGACCAAGACUUUGUACAACUAGAGACACACAUCCAGCGUCUUCUGCGGCGGCUUAAUGGCGCUGCCUCCAAGAACAGUCCCGUUGACGUGGGCGACUUGCUCCUGAAACUGAGCACCGACUUUGCAACCGAGGCAGUCUUCGGGCACAGCACUAAUUCCUUGCUCUCUGACCUGAAGCACUGGUCAGGUGAGCAGGACAAAGGGAGUGCUGGGGAAUUUUCUACUGCCGUCGACUAUGCUCUUCAAAUGCUAGGCCAGAGAGGUCAGCUGAUUAACUUUUAUUGGGUUCGCGAUUCACCUCGAUUCCGACAGUCAUGUCGGACUUGUCAAGCAUUUGUCAACCGAUACUUGACAGAUGUGCUGCAUUCUCAGGCAGAGAAGCGCAUUACAGACCUUGGAGAAGGCGGUAGCACGUCAUUCAUGCAUUCACUGGUGGCCAGAGACAAUAUUCCGGCCGAUGUGAUAAGGGAUCAACUUUUGGCUUUGCUGCUGGCAAGUAGAGAUACCUCGGCCUCAUUCGCCUCUUGGGUGAUCUUUGCCUUGGCCAGACAUGGCCAAGUCAUGGCAAAGCUGCGGAGUUUGAUCGACACCCAUUUCCCGAGGGGAAAGCUGCCAACGGGGGCAGAUGUCACAGCUCUCCCGUAUCUCCGCCACGUCUUGAACGAAACACUUCGGGUCUUUCCUGUGGUACCGCUGGAUGGGCGCACUGCCAAGGUCGAUACUGUACUCCCAGAAGGGGGUGGUCCCGAUGGGAACAGCCCACUGUUGAUACCAGCAGGCACCAAGGUGGCCUUCAACAUUUAUUCUUUGCACCAUCGACGAGAUAUCUUUGGGAAAGAUGCUGACGCGUUCCGACCGGAAAGAUGGGAAGAAGUUAGCGCUGGCACACUGAGUGAUUUCGAAGGAGCAUUCAUGCCCUUUAUCCUCGGGCCGCGCGUCUGUCUGGGCAGUAAGUCCUUGGUGAUUGGCGGUGUUGAGUUCAGCCUGGUCCGGACUGACAAAGUGUCCCAGAGAACAUGGCGAUGA
This is a messenger RNA of Cladophialophora psammophila CBS 110553, 1320 nucleotides long. RefSeq lists its product as uncharacterized. The transcript is spliced from 3 exons. Bases 1 to 1320 code for a protein of 439 amino acids. Lineage: Eukaryota; Fungi; Ascomycota; Eurotiomycetes; Chaetothyriales; Herpotrichiellaceae. Gene Ontology annotation, molecular function: heme binding; monooxygenase activity; iron ion binding. The record is from RefSeq and is a predicted model, not a curated record.